Messenger RNA from Pleuronectes platessa (European plaice), 727 nucleotides. Its product is annotated as interferon alpha-inducible protein 27-like protein 2A. The transcript is spliced from 5 exons. NCBI's taxonomy places the organism in Eukaryota, Metazoa, Chordata, Actinopteri, Pleuronectiformes, Pleuronectidae. Gene Ontology annotation, biological process: apoptotic signaling pathway. Gene Ontology annotation, cellular component: mitochondrion; membrane. The record is from RefSeq and is a predicted model, not a curated record. The coding region runs from base 142 to 435 and encodes 97 amino acids.
UGCGCGUGCGCAACACCUACCACGUGAUCGUGUCCGGAAACAGGGCGAGGCUUUUAUUGUCAACACAUAUCAUCACUGGGACCGACUACCAGCCCAGCUUUACAAUACACAUCCACGACCAGGAAACACAACAACAACCACAUGGGGCUGGCUGAGACAACUGCCGCCAUUAUAGCAGGAGCAGCAGGUGCUGUGGUCCUGGUUCCUGUGUCUCUGGGAGUCAUGGGCUUCACCUCAGCUGGAAUAGCUGCAGGCUCCAUGGCUGCAACCAUGAUGUCGUCUGCUGCAGUCGCAGGCGGAGGAGGAGUGGCCGCAGGAAGUCUGGUGGCUGUUCUGCAAUCAGCAGGUGCUGCUGGUCUGUCGUGGGCUGUCACUGGAGCUGUGGCCAGCACCGGAGCAGCAGUGGCAGGGCUGACGCGCCUCAUCAGCAGAUAAUCUUCGACUGAAAAGCAAGAUUGAAAAAGUCCCCUUAAAUAAAGGAGCUAAUCAAAAAUUCAUACAUUUGGAAUGUGGAAUAAAAAAACAUGACUUAAACUGUGGAAGACUCCUGUUUCAUUGGGUUUCUGUGUGUCCAGCAGGAAGGAAGUGAAUAAGUCAGUGAAUCACCCAGUGUGACUGAGCUAAAUCAACACAAGUUCCAAAUCAGUCAAUAUAUAGAUCAGAGACAGAUUGUUGUGUCUUAUAGUCAAAACAUACGCACAGCAUGAAAUAAAUGAAUCAGCAAACA